Molecule: messenger RNA, 663 nt
Organism: Ochotona princeps (American pika)
Lineage: Eukaryota; Metazoa; Chordata; Mammalia; Lagomorpha; Ochotonidae
Product: lipocalin Cav p 3.0101-like
Exons: 6
Coding region: 1-663 (220 amino acids)
Source: RefSeq, a predicted model, not a curated record
AUGGAUGGGUGCCGGUAUAAAAGGGAGCCGCUGCCUCAUCAGUCUGAGUCUCAACCACUGGUGAUGAAGAAGAUGAUGACGACCAAGGCUGUGCUGCUCUUCCUCGCCCUCGUGCUGGCCGCAGUUCGGGCAGACGUGGACCCGGCAGAGGUGACUGGCUCCUGGGCCACCCAGGCUGUGGCCUCAGAUGACGUGUCCAAGACCAGCGAGGGCGGGUCUCUGCGACCCUACUUCCGGACAAUCGAAUGUGCUGGGGCCGGCUGCCAGACCAUCACUCUGCGCUUCUACAUCAAGGAGGAUGGCCGCUGUGUCCUGUACACUCUCGUGGGUGAGAAGGGGGCAGACGGAAACUACAGGAGCGAGUACUCCGGGGACAACUACUACCGGUUCCUGGUGCAGAAACCUGGCUUCAUUGUCUUCUACAACCACAACGUGGAUGUCAACGGGCAUGAAACCCACAUGACCGUGGCCCUGGCCCAGGGUGGCCAGCUAAGUCAUGAACAGAGUUCGUCAUAUGGAGAUGCCACUGACGCCAAUGGCAUCUCCCGAGGGAACAUCCAGGAAGUGGCAUCACAAGAUUUCAAGCUCCAAGCUGGAGAAUCUAUUCGUGAAGACAUUGACAAAAUGUUUUGUGAAAUUGCUAAUAAAAUGGAGUGUAACUGA